Molecule: messenger RNA, 2149 nt
Organism: Drosophila willistoni
Lineage: Eukaryota; Metazoa; Arthropoda; Insecta; Diptera; Drosophilidae
Gene: betaTub60D
Product: tubulin beta-3 chain
Exons: 4
Coding region: 202-1566 (454 amino acids)
Biological process (GO): mitotic cell cycle; microtubule cytoskeleton organization
Cellular component (GO): microtubule; cytoplasm
Molecular function (GO): structural constituent of cytoskeleton; GTPase activity; GTP binding
Source: RefSeq, a predicted model, not a curated record
UUGAGUUUUGUGCGUUGUGCGGUAAAGUUGCGCGUUCUGCCUUCGACUCUCCCCCUAGUAAAGCAAAGCAAAGCAAAGCAAAGCAAAGAACUCCAGCAGCAACACACACACACGAAUCAAUCCAUCAGAUCAGCUCCAGCCCAAAGCUCCUUAAUUUUAAUUAAAUUUCAUUUAGAAAUAAAAAGAAAACCCUAAAUCAAAAUGAGGGAAAUUGUGCAUUUGCAGGCUGGACAAUGCGGCAACCAAAUUGGCGCUAAGUUCUGGGAAAUCAUAUCGGAGGAGCAUGGCAUUGACAGCAAUGGCAUCUAUGUGGGUGACAGUGAUCUGCAGUUGGAGCGUGUCAGUGUCUACUAUAAUGAGGCAUCAGCUGUGACGCGGUCUUCGGGUGGCAAAUAUGUGCCACGUGCCAUUCUGUUGGAUUUGGAACCAGGAACUAUGGAAUCGGUGCGAUCGGGACCCUAUGGCCAACUCUUCCGGCCGGAUAACUUUGUCUUUGGUCAAUCCGGUGCCGGCAACAAUUGGGCCAAGGGUCAUUACACGGAGGGAGCUGAGCUGGUCGAUAAUGUCUUGGAUGUGGUGCGCAAGGAAUGCGAAAACUGUGACUGCCUGCAGGGCUUCCAAUUGACGCACUCACUGGGCGGAGGCACUGGCUCCGGCAUGGGCACUUUGCUCAUUUCCAAGAUACGUGAAGAGUAUCCUGAUCGCAUAAUGAACACCUAUUCGGUGGUGCCAUCGCCGAAAGUGUCAGACACGGUGGUCGAGCCAUAUAACGCCACCCUCUCGAUCCAUCAGCUGGUGGAGAAUACAGACGAGACCUACUGCAUUGACAAUGAGGCUUUGUACGACAUCUGUUUCCGCACCCUGAAGGUGUCGAAUCCCAGCUAUGGGGAUCUGAAUCAUCUCGUGUCGCUUACCAUGUCCGGUGUGACCACCUGCCUGCGUUUCCCCGGCCAGCUGAAUGCCGAUCUUCGCAAGCUGGCCGUCAACAUGGUACCAUUCCCGCGUCUGCAUUUCUUUAUGCCUGGCUUUGCUCCGCUCACUUCGCGUGGAUCGCAGCAGUAUCGUGCCUUAACCGUUCCCGAGCUGACCCAACAGAUGUUCGAUGCCAAGAACAUGAUGGCCGCCUGCGAUCCACGUCACGGUCGCUAUCUGACAGUGGCCGCUGUAUUCCGUGGCCGCAUGUCCAUGAAGGAGGUGGACGAGCAAAUGCUGGCCGUGCAGAAUAAGAACAGUUCGUACUUUGUCGAAUGGAUACCCAACAAUGUGAAGACAGCUGUGUGCGAUAUCCCACCCAAGGGCCUGAAAAUGUCAUCGACCUUCAUUGGCAACACCACAGCCAUUCAGGAGCUGUUCAAACGCAUUUCAGAGCAGUUCUCGGCCAUGUUCCGUCGCAAGGCUUUCUUGCAUUGGUAUACCGGCGAGGGCAUGGAUGAAAUGGAAUUCACCGAAGCCGAAAGCAAUAUGAACGAUUUGGUAUCCGAGUAUCAGCAGUAUCAGGAGGCCACUGCCGAUGAUGAAUUCGAUCAGGAGAUUAACCAGGAGGAGGUUGAGGGCGAUUGUAUUUAAUGGUGUGGCCAGAGGAAUGAGGUGCGUGCGUGAGGGGGAGCGUUUGUUUUUGCGCCGCAUGCGACAGCAGCUGUCGACCAAGCAUUGCAGCAUACUUUAGCUCCCACACAUAGACACCCACACAAACAGACACACCACUACUACUCACACUCAGUCACACCCACACACACUCACACACACACACACACACACACAAACACACACAGGAAACGUCAAGCGUAGUUAGAACAUCAAAAGGAAAUGUUCCAAAGCUUUCCUCACGCCCCCCUUUCAAAGUUCACCUUUUCAUCAUUUCCUUCCCUCUUUAUGUCUCGUCCAUCAUCUGGCAAUUCUCUCAUCUAUCCUGCUUUGACCCCCCCUCUACGCUACACUUAAUACUAUUACACGGAGGCACGUCUAUCGCAUUUCUCGCAGCCAUUUUUCUCCUCUUUCUCUCUCUCUAUAUAUCUCUCUUUCUGUUUACCCUUUGCCAACCAUUUUCAACUUUCACUAAUUUAAGAUCAAUCAUUUUAAUAAUUUCUCUAAAAAUCAUAAUUUUUAUAUAAUUAUUUAUCAAUAAAAAAAAACAGAAAAACGUCAAAAA